This is a messenger RNA of Nicotiana tabacum (common tobacco), 4429 nucleotides long. RefSeq names its product small RNA 2'-O-methyltransferase. Gene Ontology annotation, cellular component: nucleus; cytoplasm. The record is from RefSeq and is a predicted model, not a curated record. Gene Ontology annotation, molecular function: RNA methyltransferase activity; peptidyl-prolyl cis-trans isomerase activity; O-methyltransferase activity. Gene Ontology annotation, biological process: RNA methylation; siRNA processing; piRNA processing. NCBI's taxonomy places the organism in Eukaryota, Viridiplantae, Streptophyta, Magnoliopsida, Solanales, Solanaceae.
UCCAACUCCCAAGCGUUUGUUUGGGAAUAAAUAAAAGGGCAAAUUUCUACAUUAAUUUUUUCUUUAUAUUCUCAUAAACCCAAAACUCCAUUACCCUUUAAAACCUUUUCAAAUUCCCAAAACCCCAUAACCUUCUUUCUCUCUUACCUUCCCCACAAUCAAAAUUCACAAUAUAUGCUUGUACAAAAUCACAUUUGCUGUACCUCUAUUGCCAGUAAUAGUGUAGGAGUUGAAUUGGUCUAACUAUUCAAUUCUUCCGGGUAAAACUAUGGAAACUGGAAGAAACCCAGCUAGCGGUCCAAAGAAAUCGCCUUUCACGCCUAAGGCUAUCAUACAUCAGAGAUUUGCUGCUAAAGCUUGCUAUAAGGUCGAGGAAGUUCAAGAGGUUGUACAAAAUGGAUGUCCUGGUUUAGUGAUCCCUCAGAAAGGUCCUUGCCUCUAUCGCUGUACUCUCCAACUUCCAGAAUUUUCUGUAGUCUCUGAAGUCUUCAAAAGAAAGAAGGAUGCUGAGCAAUCUGCUGCUGAGAAGGCUAUACAAAAGUUAGGCAUCCAGCCUAAAGAAGAUAAUCUCACUGUGGAGCAAGCGUGGGAUGAACUGGCUGGUCGACUAUCAUAUUUACUUUCAAUUGAGUUCUUGUCUUCAAUUCAUCCGCUUAGUGGGCACUUCAGAGCAGCGUUGCAGAGAGGAGGUCACCUUAAUGGAUUUAUUUCUGUAGCAGCUAUUGCUGCGUUUGAUGCUAAGAUUAAUAGCUUAUGUAAAUAUAUAAAUCCUGAAGUGGAGUGGAAUCAAUUUUUGGUGAUGUCACUUAUUAUUGAAGCAGCUAAGAGAUUAGCGAAUGCGCUUAUGUUCUCUGAGGAGAAGCUUUCAUUGCAGAGGCUAAAUCCACACCCUCCUGAGAUUAUACAUUCUUUACUAAAGAAUGAAUCUAGUCUCCCAGAGAGCAUUUCAAUUGAAGCAGUACGUAUUCCAUCUUCAGCAGAGAAGAUUGUGGAACCUUCGAUACUUGAUGCCUCUUUUGGCAAUUAUUACCUGGAUGCCAUUGCAAAGGAACUAGGGGUUAAGGAUGCUUCUAAAGUUCUGAUUUCUAGGACUAUUGGCAAAGCUUCCUCAGAAACGAGGUUGUACUUCUGUGCUCCAGAAUCCAUAACGAUUGGCCCAUCAUCAGAGUUACAUAUGAAACUAGCCAGUUCAUUUAGAGAAUUUAAUGCCAUUGCGACCUACCUAUCUGGUCAAGAAAUAUACGGUGAUGCAAUUUUGGCAUCUGUAGGAUACACCUGGAAGUCUACUGAUCUUUCUUAUGAAGAUUUAUCCUUGCGUGCAUAUUACAGAAUACUUGCCAACAAGAUACCUAGCGGAAUUUACAAGUUGUCAAGAGAAGCAAUACUUGCUGCAGAGCUGCCCACAACAUUCACAACAAGGAGCAAUUGGAGGGGUUCUUUUCCCAGAGAUAUUCUCUGCACAUUUUGCCGCCAGCAUCGAUUAUCUGAACCUGUCUUUUCAAGCGAUUCCUUUGAACCUCUGCCAGAUUUACCUGGACGUAAAAGAUUGAGGGAUACAGCAUCAAGUGGAGACGAAAUUAAUGAAGGUGGUCUUGCUGCUACUGCUACUGCUACUGCUACUGCUGUUGCACAAGGAGGGUGUACUCUAGUCUAUAGAUGUACAGUGAAGAUAUACUCCAAGUGCCAGGAUUUGAUUCUGCUGUGUUCACCAAAGGAAUCUUACAAGAAACAGACUGAUGCAAUUCAUAAUGCUGCUUUAAAAGUUCUCUUAUGGUUGGAUAGAUUUCUUGAUAAAGUUGAUAUGUCUGUGGAGGAGAUGACAUCAUCUGCAAAGGGACUUGAAGUUCUUAUUUAUCCUCAACAGUUUGUUAAGGAGUUCUCAUCAUGUCAAUUCUUGCCCAAAUAUCGGUGGAGCAGUGCAACACUAGCAGACAGCUCUCUGUGUUCUAGCUUCUCUAAUGUACAGAAGAACACGCUUGAAGACGAAGUAGCAUCUGUUAGGAUAAGUGGUGAAUAUUCUGGAACGACUCCAUCUAAUGGUUCUUUGGUGUGUGUGACUUACAACAUAUAUUUAGUCACGGAAAGGGAAGGCAUUAAGGAACAGCUUGAAGGGUCUGAAGAGUUUGAGUUUGAGAUUGGCAGUGGAGCCACAUCACCUGUUCUUGAAGCAGUUGUAACACAGAUGUCCAUUGAUCAGUCUGCAUGUUUUACUAUGGAAUUGCCUUCCAAAGAGAUUGUUCUAGCAGUGGCUCGUGAUUCUACAACUGUCCUUUCAUUAUUGUCUUCAGGUACUUGUACAAUGAAAUGUGAAGUCACCUUGCUGCGGGUGACAGUACCCCUGGAGGAUAGAAUGGAGCAGGCCUUAUUCUCUCCCCCAUUAUCAAAACAACGUGUUGAAUAUGCAUUGCAACACAUUAGAGAAUCUUGUGCUGCCUCUUUGGUUGAUUUUGGAUGUGGUUCUGGAAGUCUCCUGGAGUCUUUAUUAGCUUAUCAAACUUCUCUUGAGAAAAUAGUAGGCGUUGAUAUUUCACAGAAAGCUCUUGCUCGUGCUGCCAAGAUACUUCAUUCAAAACUCAAUGGAAAUAUAGAAGCUGAACAACUGACUAACAGAAUCAAGUCUGCAAUACUAUAUAGGGGUUCAAUUUUGACUUGUGAUUCUCGGUUAUGUGGGUAUGACAUUGCAACCUGCUUGGAGGUGAUUGAACACAUGGAGGAACAUGAAGCGUGCUUGUUUGGCGAUAUCGUGCUCAGUUCAUUUUGUCCACAGAUUCUUAUAGUCUCCACUCCCAAUUAUGAGUACAAUGUGAUUCUCCAGAAUUCUUCUCCUCAAUACCAGGAAGAGGAUCCAGAUGAGAAGAGCCAGCAGCAAUCUUGCAAAUUUCGCAAUCACGAUCACAAAUUCGAGUGGACUAGACAGCAAUUUUGCCAAUGGGCAUCUGAGCUAGCUUUAAGGCAUAAUUAUGAUGUUGAGUUCAGUGGAGUUGGCGGAGAGCCUAACAAAGAACCAGGAUUUGCCUCCCAAAUUGCUGUCUUUAGAAGAAAAGAUGGCAGUCCCGCGAAUGCAGACUUUACUAAACACUUUGAUGUUAUUUGGGAAUGGAGUAGCAGCAGUAAUUCAAGAUCCUAACUGUAGAUGCUUUCUAACAAACUCAUUUUUUGCUGCAUCUUAACUGUAGAUGCUCUCUAACAAACUCAUUUUUUGGUUAGUCAUGUCGAUUUCAGAAGUUAUAGAAGUCUGCUCCUCCAUUCAUACCUCUUCUUUUCCCCCUUCUAAAUGGAAGAUUUGCUCAUAAUUUCUUUUGCUUAUACUAAGUGCUGACUGUUCUAGAAAAUCAUACUUAGUAUUCCUUACCUAAAUGCGCAGAAAUAUCUACUUACUAGGUGCAAAAUGAUACUAGUUGUUUGAAGAAGAAAAAUACGGUACUCCUAACUCAUGGUUUAACAUUUAUGCUUGAGUUUUAGUUUUGUUCGGUUUUCCUUUCACCUUCACUUGUAGAGAUGGCCUGUUGUGAGGUCAUACUCAUGGUUACAGACUCGUCCGCGUGGAGAAGUUUCUGUUCAUCGAUAGGAACAAUCUCUUUGUGCUUGUACCAGUUGGCCCAAAAGACAUAGUUCCCAAAGUUGAGCAAGCUGAGGAUUGCUAGGAAGAACCAGUAGAAAAGUUCGAUAUGGUUCUUGUUCAUGUCUCUCCAUUGAAGCCAUCCUUGCUUGUUGGAAGUGAGCUCUGAAGUGAUUGUGUUGAUGAGCUCAACAAAAGCUGAGCUCAAGUAGUAGCCAAUGGAGAACGAUAGAAACGAGAAGGAAGUCUAGAGAGAUCUCAUCCCAGCUGGGGCCUCGCUGUAGAAGAAUUCCAUCAGCCCAACGAGCGUGAACAUGUCUGCUAUCCCGAAGAUUGCAUAAUGAAAGGAGAACCAGAAAAGGCUGGUCCGAUGGUUAUGUUGGUUGAACUCGUUCUUCCUCUUCACUUCCAUGGCCCCUGCAAUAGCCAUGGACAUAGCUGAGAGGACAAGUCCUACGCCAACUCUCUGAAGGUGAGUUAUUCCAUUCGUGUGGCCAGUGAACAUCCUCAUUACAGGAACAAAGAGGAACUCGUAGAUGGGAAUGAGGACGGACAUGAAUACAAGAGGAAUGACUGGAAUUGAAGCAGCAGGUACGUCAAACUUGCCAAGGCUAGGGUCCAUUAGUGUACCUUGUUGCACUGAGAUUGUUUGUAGCUGUGCCAAACAUGUGUUCAUGAGGAUAGUACUUAGGAGGAUUGGCAUCAUCCUUGUUAGGAUUCACUACUUCUACUUGAGUGACAGUACAAAGCCUCCAUUUUCCUUGCUUAUUUUGGUGCCUUGCAUUUCAACCGCAGCUUUGUCUAGUACUCUAUUCAUGAUUCAGAUGACAACAUAAGAUUAGCAUGAUUAUAUAAACCCCUUUGAUUUAA